This is a messenger RNA of Condylura cristata (star-nosed mole), 3838 nucleotides long. It is a transcript of the gene PWWP3A, whose product is annotated as PWWP domain-containing protein MUM1. The transcript has 14 exons. The record is from RefSeq and is a predicted model, not a curated record. NCBI's taxonomy places the organism in Eukaryota, Metazoa, Chordata, Mammalia, Eulipotyphla, Talpidae. Gene Ontology annotation, biological process: DNA repair; chromatin organization. The coding region runs from base 130 to 2256 and encodes 708 amino acids. Gene Ontology annotation, molecular function: nucleosome binding. Gene Ontology annotation, cellular component: cytosol; nucleus.
UGUGGUAAAAUGGCAAACCAGUGGGUUUUAUAAACUACAGCGCAGAUUUUGUUGCAGGGCACAUCCGCGGCGUCAGACCUUCAAGUACUUUGUGCCAAAUCAUUACCACUUGCCACAUGAUUCUAAAUAAUGAUGGAUGCCAAGUAUGUCCUCUGCCGAUGGAAAAAGCGAUUAUGGCCUGCAAAGGUUUUGACCAGAACUGAGACAUCAACAAAACAUAAGAGAAAAAAGGAAUUUUUUCUAAAUGUUCAGAUAUUCUCCUUAGACAAAAAAAUUAAGGUGAAGAGCACAGAAGUGGAGACCCUGAAGAAGUCCAGGAUUGAAGACAUUGCCUCUUUACUGGGCCUGGCAGCCCUGCGUGAACAGCUGGUGUUUUGUACUUUGUCUCUGGUUUGGGAAGAUGUAGCCUCACAGGAUGAGGUUCCUGCCGCGCCUGUGGAGGAGCUGACCUACAGGCGGUCACUUCGGGUGGCUCUGGAUGUUUUGAAUGAGAGAACCUGUUCACGUCAGGAAAGUUCUCCCAAGGAAGAAAGCGCUGCCCUGUCUCCCAGUGAGAAGCCCCCAGAGCUGGCCUCCUCGCCUUGUGAGCCAGACUCCUCAGCUCCUCUCCACGGAGAUGGGGCGGGCAGCCUGGGGCUUGGGAGAAGAGAACACCAGCGACCUUUGGGACCGUCCGCUGGGGGAAGGGACCCCACGUGCAGAACGGAUCGAGAAAAGGGGCGUGGGAAAAGCGGGAUCCCGAGAGCCCUGCCUGUCUCUCCGGCUGAAGAUGGGUCUCGGGAUGGCAGUGGGUCGAGAACACACCGGAAAAACUGGACAGCCCCAAGUAAAAGGGGAAGAACUUCCGUGCAGGAGCCCGACUUGUGCCAGACCGGCCCUCCGCUGCCCGAGGGAGGUGGCAAGGCAGAGCGAGAGAGAAGGGCAGGCAGGUCUGCAGCCCCGCGCCAGCCUUCCAGGGCCGAGGCCGAGGACGGGGAGGAGGACUUGGGAAGCAAAGGCGAAGGCUUUGGCCUGGCUUUGCCGUCAGAUGGCUCCACUGUGCCCAUGGCCUGUCCAGAGGCCAGAUGCCACCCAGCCAAGCGGCUGUGCCCGAAUGGCAGACAGAGGCCGCGUAAGCCAUUGAAGCUGAGGCCAGCAACGUUCCCCACGCAGGGGCCCACGGGACAUCUGUCUGCUCACCACAACCCUGCAGAUGGAAAAAACCCUAGCCUUCCGGACCCCAAGAAGGCGGGCGAAGGCCCUCAGUGCUCGGGAGAGUCAGCAGAGUCUAACUCCAUUAAUUCGAUCCUGGAGGAAGAUGAGGAAGAUGAGGAGCCACCACGCAUCCUUUUAUAUCAUGAACCACGUUCGUUUGAAGUAGGAAUGCUAGUCUGGCUUAAAUACCAAAAAUACCCCUUCUGGCCAGCGGUGGUUAAAAGCAUCAGGCGAAGAGAUAAGAAAGCGAGUGUGCUUUUUAUCGAAGGGAACAUGAAUCCGAAAGGGAGAGGCAUCACCGUGUCUCUGAGAAGAUUAAAGCAUUUCGACUGCAAAGAGAAACAAGCGCUUCUGAAUGAAGCCAAGGAAGCCUUCGACCAGGCCAUCGGCUGGUGCAUCUCCCUGAUCACUGACUACAGGGUACGGCUAGGCUGCGGCUCCUUCUCUGGCUCUUUCCUGGAGUACUAUGCUGCUGACAUCAGUAAUCCCGUCCGCAAGUCCAUCCAGCGCGAUGUUUUGGGGACCAGGUUCCCUCAGCUGAGCACAGAGGACCCAGAGGAGCCAGCGGAGGGGAGCCCCUGGGGCAGGCGGCAGCCCUGCCGAAAAGUCCUGCCCGAUCGGUCUCGAGCAGCGCGAGACCGGGCCAACCAGAAGCUGGUGGAGUACAUCGUGAAGAACAGGGGUGCCGAGAGCCACCUGUGCGCCAUUCUCAAGAACCGGAAGCCAUCCCGGUGGCUGAAGACCUUUCUGAACUCUGGUCAGUACGUGACCUGCGUGGAGACCUACCUGGAGGAUGAGGAACAGCUGGACCUGGUGGUAAAGUACCUGCAAGGGAUCUACCGGGAGAUGGGCAGCAGACUGCUGACACGGGUCAACGGUGACGGGAUCCGCUUCAUCCUGGACGUCCUUCUGCCCGAGGCCAUCAUCUGCGCGAUUUCUGCUGUGGACGCAGUGGACUACCAGACAGCUGAGCAGAAGUACAUCAAGGGGCCCUCCGUCAGCUACCGGGAAAAGGAGAUUUUUGACAACCAGCUCCUGGAAGAGAGAAGCCGGAGGUGCUGAUGUGGACGCGGCUCGCGUGUCCGCUUUGGGUUGUCUUUGUCCUUCUCACCGCAUCUUCAGCUCCCGCUUGCUGGGCUCCGAGGAGCUGUUUCCUCAACUCCCUGAGAGCCAGUUCCCUUUUCCUCACUUGCUUCGGGAAGGUAUAGUUCCUGGGAGGCUUUUAAAGGACAGAAAGGCAUUCGUUUAUUUCAUAUUUUUCUAUCACUACUUGUAACUGUACUGUAUGGUUUAUUAUAAAGUAUGCUCUUUUUUUUUUAACAUUGAAAAGCAUUGUACACAAUAUUAAACGGGAGUUUGGAAAAGAACGUGAUGGGAACAUUGGGGUGCUUCUGGUCCCGUUUGCGUGGCUUGCUCCUGAGGUGACAUCCACGUGUGCUGUGCUGCUUCCUCUCUGCCACUUUGGGCAAUCUAAUCCAAAAACAAACGGAAGACCAGCUGCUUCCCCACUCCUCAGCCCUGCUGUGGCUGCCUGGGCGGCUGCUGCUCGGUUCCCUGUGGCCGGAGUCAGCUCCCCACCCCCAGGCGCCUUCGCCUGACUUCGCCUGAUCCACGCUGGGUGCCGAGCCUGCUGAGAGCUGUGUAAAGGCCGUGACUCAGCCUCACGGCCUGUUCUCAGACCACAGUCGUGGAAAUUCUGUCAAAGCCACGCCCCAGUUGGGCUAGCUGGUGUGGAAAUAACGUUUUGUGGAAGUAUAUGUUUAAGUUCAUCUUAAGACACUGCCCCUUCACUUCUGCUGUGACUGCACGGUGACGUUUGGGUGGGUUAGCGCGCCCCGCCAUGACUGGACAAGUCGUUACGGGGACGAGCGCUUUCAUGUCCCCUCACCGACUGCAGCCUCCACAGAGGGAGAUUACCAUGGACUACAGGUGAAUUGAAGAGCAGGGCAGGCUGGCAGGCUGCUGACGCAUGGCUCCCAGAGCCCGGUGUUCCUGCGUUGAUUGCGCUGAGCGCCAGGGACGGGCAGCCCAGACCCUGCCUGGCCCAGCUGUUUGCCUUGCCCUGCUGCCGUCCUUCCCAGGCGUCCCCUCUGGGUUUCUGGGUUGGGCUCCAGGGGAGGGGCCGCACUUGCUGCAAUGGCUGCCCGCUGCGCCCAGAGAGCAGUGGCACUUCAGAGGGCAGUGGCGCCAUGUCUGGUGGAGCAGCUGGCCUGUGAGGGCCAUUCUCCCCGGGACAGAGAGUACCUCCUCCCGAGGACAGGCCUGCCCCAGGGGUCCCUGAGGCUGGUUCCCACCAGCGCGCUGCAUCUGAGCGAGCUUGCGCACCCAGGCUUUCUCUUGGGUGAGGAGAUUCGGCCGGCCCCAUGGCCUGUGGGAAUGACUCUUCCUGUGAAUGGGGUAUUUCUAUGUCUGUUUCUUUGCUGUUCUUUCCCGUUCUCCAGCUUGGACUGUGGCAUUGAACUCUACAGACUGGAAUUAAAUGUCGUUUUAGAGCUCUAGCUGUGCUUUCUGAACCCCGCCUGCCCCCUCCAAGGCGACAUGCCUGCACAGGAUGCCCUGUCCGGGUGCCUGUUUAAGGUGUUACCUCAUGGGCCAUUGCAGAGCGGACCUCUGUCAGCUGUGUGGCUCCUACCCCACACCUGUC